AUGUCUACUACGCACAGUGAUCCCAAUGUUCCGCUCGAAGCUAACAGCCUGUUUUCGGUCCGAGGUAAAGUGAUUGUGGUUACUGGUGGAGGGACGGGUCUUGGCCGGAUGAUGGCUGAAGGGUUUGUCACGAAUGGUGCGAAGGUAUAUAUCACAGGAAGAAGGGAAGAGGUACUUGAUAAGACUGUCAAAGAGGUUAGGGAGAGCUGCGGUGGUAAGGGUGGAUCGAUCUCCUCGAUACAAGGGGACGUAUCGACCAAAGACGGUGUGAGGCAGAUAGCGGAGAUUAUAUCAAGUAAAGAAGAGAAAAUCGAUGUUUUAGUGAAUAAUGCCGGUGCUCAGAAACCGUGGAAGAACCCUAUUCAAGAUCAUAAUGAUCCGGAUGCCGUUGAAAGACUCGUAUGGGAAGGUGUAGAUGAUGAUGAUUGGAACAUCACCAAUGCCACGAAUGUGAAUGGUGUAUAUUUCAUGACGGCUGCACUGGUUCCACUAUUACGCAGAUCCGAUAUCAGGAGUGUGAUUGUCAUUGGCUCGGUCGCUGCUUUGGCUAAUCAACGAUCGGUAUCAAGUUUGACAUACGGUGUAUCGAAGAAAUUUUGGUUGAUUGCCCUCGCAGGCAGCAAAAAGUCAGCAUUACACCUAGCUGAGAUGCUUGCUGGUCGAUUAUCGCCAUUGAGAAUCCGAGUCAAUACGAUAUUACCAGGUGCUUUCCCUAGUGAGAUCACCUCGAAAUUGGAUCAAGAUGGUAAUAGGGUUUUACAUCCACCUGCACAAAAAGCAGCCCUACGAUCACCAUUAGGCAGAGCAGGAUACAAGCAUGAGAUUGUUGGUCCAGCACUUUUGUUAGCUAGUCAAGCAGGGGGAUUCAUGGAUAAUGCUGUGAUUACUGUGGAUGGCGGAAGGCUAAUGAACGCAGGGAUCAAUGAUGGUAUAAGAAUGCCCGAAGAGACUUAUUAA
This is a messenger RNA of Kwoniella botswanensis, 957 nucleotides long. RefSeq lists its product as uncharacterized. Bases 1 to 957 code for a protein of 318 amino acids. NCBI's taxonomy places the organism in Eukaryota, Fungi, Basidiomycota, Tremellomycetes, Tremellales, Cryptococcaceae. The record is from RefSeq and is a predicted model, not a curated record. The transcript has 13 exons.